Messenger RNA from Helianthus annuus (common sunflower), 534 nucleotides. RefSeq names its product protein ALP1-like. The coding region runs from base 1 to 534 and encodes 177 amino acids. The record is from RefSeq and is a predicted model, not a curated record. The transcript has 2 exons. Lineage: Eukaryota; Viridiplantae; Streptophyta; Magnoliopsida; Asterales; Asteraceae.
AUGCACCUACACAAGUCUGAAGGUGAAACCGAUGUGUGGCUCAGCAGGAGUAACAACAACAGUAUGAAACUACAGGUGAUCGUUGACCCGGCAAUGCGGUUCGUUGACGUAGUUUCUGGGUUCCCGGGACGUAUGACUAAAAACGGUGUCCUUCACCAAUCAGAAAUGUUUCUUUUGGCACAGAAAGGAGAGAAGCUAAACGGGAAUAGAGUCCAGGGUUUUCGGCUUCUUCCAUGGCCGAUAACUCCAUACCAUGAUGCAGAACUGAAUGAAGAUCAAACUGAAUUUAACCAGAAGCAUUUAGCAACUCGGUCGGUUGCUAGUCGUGCUUUGAAGAAGUUGAAGGAGGUUUGGGCGGUGAUUGAGGGCGGCAUGUGGCGGCCUGAUAGGCAUAAGUUGCCAAGAAUCAUUCUCGCGUGUUGCAUCCUUCACAACAUCCAAAUUGAGUACGAAGGAGACGGGAAAUCCGAUGAGUCAAUGACUUUGUUUGACCAUGACCCCGGGUAUCCACCAGAAAAAAAGUACAUUACCUGA